Messenger RNA from Gavialis gangeticus (Gharial), 3343 nucleotides. RefSeq names its product ATP binding cassette subfamily B member 10 (gene ABCB10). Bases 94 to 1815 code for a protein of 573 amino acids. NCBI's taxonomy places the organism in Eukaryota, Metazoa, Chordata, Crocodylia, Gavialidae. Gene Ontology annotation, biological process: transmembrane transport. The transcript has 13 exons. Gene Ontology annotation, cellular component: membrane. The record is from RefSeq and is a predicted model, not a curated record. Gene Ontology annotation, molecular function: ABC-type oligopeptide transporter activity; ATP hydrolysis activity; ATP binding.
CUGCGCCUGCCGGAGCUGCUGGUGCUGGCGCGGCCCGAGCGCGGCCGGCUCGCAGCUGGUGUUGGCUUUCUGACGGUGUCCAGUGUCAUCACCAUGUCAGCUCCUUUCUUCUUGGGGAAAGUGAUUGAUGCCAUUUAUACAAAUCCCAGUGAAGACUUCACCAACAGCCUGACCAGCCUCUGUGCUUUGCUGAGUGGGCUGUUUUUGUGUGGUGCUGCUGCAAAUGCCAUUCGUGUGUACCUCAUGCAAACUGCAGGACAAAGAAUUGUGAAACAAUUGAGACAAGAUAUCUUUUCCUCUAUUCUGAAGCAAGAAGUUGCUUUUUUUGAUAAGACCAGCACAGGGGAACUGAUAAAUCGCCUAUCUUCAGACACAGCGCUGUUGGGCCGUUCUGUGACUGAAAACCUUUCUGAUGGGCUCAGAGCAGGAGCUCAGGCUUCAGUAGGGGUUGGCAUGAUGGUUUUUGUCUCUCCCAAACUUGCCAUGUUUGUUCUGAGUAUUGUGCCCCCUCUGGUUAUCCUAGGUAUGGCUUAUUCAAAAUAUCUACGAAAGGUUACUAGAAUGACCCAGGAUUCCCUUGCAGAAACAACACAGUUAGCUGAAGAUCGCAUUGGAAACAUAAGAACAGUUCGAGCAUUUGGGCAAGAGAUGAAUGAAAUGAAGAAAUAUGCAAACAAAGUUGGCUAUGUGCUGCAGCUAGCCAAAAAAGAGGCACUAGCUUCUGCAUGUUUCUUUGGAGCUACUGGGCUUUCUGGGAACUUGUUUGUCCUCUCUGUUCUGUACAAAGGAGGAUUACUCAUGACCAGUGCCCAAAUGACAGUUGGUGAACUCUCUUCCUUCCUGAUGUAUGCCUUCUGGGUUGGAGUAAGCAUUAGAGGUAUGAGCUCUUUCUUUUCUGAGCUAACAAAAGGAUUAGGUGCUGGAGGACGCCUUUGGGAACUUCUUGAAAGGAAGCCAGAACUUCCAUUUAAUGCUGGUGUUGUGUUGGAUGAAGACCAUUUCAGAGGGGCUUUGGAAUUCAGAAAGAUCCAUUUUGCUUAUCCGGCACGUCCAGAAGUUUCAAUUUUUCAAGACUUCAGUCUUUCCAUUCCAGCUGGCUCUGUCAUGGCAGUGGUUGGCCCAAGUGGCUCAGGCAAAUCAACUAUUGUAUCACUUUUGCUGAGGCUGUAUGAUCCCAUCUCGGGUGCCAUCACUGUUGAUGGCUUUGAUAUCCGUCAACUAAACCCACUGUGGUUCAGAACUAAAAUUGGAACAGUGAGUCAGGAACCAAUUCUGUUCUCCUGUUCUAUUGCUGAAAAUAUUGCCUAUGGUGCAGAGAAUCCUUCUGCUGUAACUGCUGAAGAAAUCCAGAGGGUUGCUGAAGUAGCUAAUGCUGCUAAUUUUAUCCGAGACUUUCCAAAAGGAUAUGACACUGUAGUUGGAGAAAAAGGUGUUUUACUUUCAGGAGGACAGAAACAACGAAUUGCAAUUGCUCGAGCUUUGCUCAAGAAUCCCAAAAUCCUACUGCUAGAUGAAGCAACAAGUGCUUUGGAUGCUGAAAAUGAGUAUCAAGUGCAGGAAGCUCUAGAUCGGCUAAUGGAAGGGAGAACAGUCCUAAUUAUUGCCCAUCGUCUGUCCACCAUUCAAAAUGCUGAUUCUGUUGCAGUUCUUGACCAGGGAAGAAUUACUGAAUGUGGAAAACGCGAGGAACUUCUUGCAAAUCCAGAUGGACUUUUCAGGAAACUAAUGAAGAAACAAGCUUUCCUUCAGAACAGUGAAACCUUUUCAUUAAAUUUAAAAUCUCAAAAGAAGAAUGCUUUAACAGAAUAUCUAUGAAGUUAAUUAUAAGAGGUGGAAUCUACAAAGAAUAUAACUUAUGUUUCAAGAUAUAUAAAGUAAGUGCUGCGUUUUAUUCAAAGGGUAAAAUUAUCCUUUAGAAACUUAGAUGUGUUCUUUUCAUUCAGAGGUUUUAAAUAAUUGUAUCUUUUUAAAUGUCCACAACACUGAGAUUUGUUUUCAAUAUAUAGACUUUUCUGCUUUGGAAUAUUUGAACUUGUACAGUAUGGGAUCUUGGCUGUUUUAAUGCACUGUAUAGCAAUGAACUGUUCACAAGCAAGUUCAAGAUUUAGUGAAUGCAGAACUACACAUUCUGGUAACUUCACCACCAUCUUCUCUUACUUUUUGUACUGAUCACUACUUUGGUAUUUAGUGUUUGAAGCUAAAGAAUGUGAGACACCUAGUGGUAUCUGAAAAUGUACUAUUCACAUCUCCUUUUUUUGUAAUGCUGCUUCCUUUCUUCCCCUUCCGCCCCAGUUUUUCUUCCAAAAUAGAACUGGAAAUUGAGUUAUGAUCAGUCAGCAACAACAUAAAGAAUUAUUUAUAGACAAAAAUUACUUGAAGCUUGGUACAAAGUACUAGUCCUUAAAACACAUGAUUUUUACAGUUAAGACAAAUGAAGCUUAAUCAAUGUGAAAAGUAUUUUUAGCAGAUACAAUUCAGAAAAAUCCUACCUUCUCUGUUUUGCAAGUCCUCAGGCCAUCUUUGUGUAAUGAAACUGAAUCGGAAUAAAGAUUGCUGCAUUUUUUUGUCACUUUACAAGGUACACUAAAGAAGCAAGCAAAAAUUUCUUCUUACAGGUUGUUUUUUUUCUUAAAAAUUUAGGUCUUGUCGAGUCAUGAAAACCUGUGAGGGCAACCAGGGGAUUAUUGAAGUUUUGUGAUCUAAUUGUGAAGAUUAGUGAAGUGAAAUUUGGGAUAAGUUCCCCAAACCUGAAAGCCAAGCAACUAUGAUAAGAAGGAUUUGUAGUCACCAUUUAACAUUUUCUUAACUCCCAUGAUAGCCAAACCCUUGGGCAAAAAGAUACCUAUUUAUUAGUAGUAGUUUAGUUAAUAGGUUUUGCUAAAACAGUACAAUAAAAUGAACAAUAAAAUUGUUAUAUAAUAUAAUUAUAGCAUUUAUAUAGUUUAUAAUUUAUAAUAUUUGCUAAUAGUAUACAUUAAGAUUAUCCAUUCUACCAGUUUAUACAAAAUUAAAACAGAACAUAGUAUAUGAUGAUGUUGAUAAUAACUAGAAGUAAAAAAGGGGAAGUCUCUCUGAUUUUUGGCCCUUAUUUAUGCAAGUAAUGCAAAUAUACUUGGAGAGUAUAGAAGAGGCUCCAAUUUGUUAGAGAAGCCCAUUUUUUUUUUUAUUUGGUGGCCCAGUAUUUAAAAUGUUCGACCAAUAGAAAAAUCCAUUUUCUUUUUACUUCUUAAACCCAAACAAACAAGACCAUAAAUAGUGAUUUAAGUCAUCUAUCUAAUUUUUCCUACAGGGGCAUAUUGUGCCCAAAUAUGGCGUCUGACAGCACUUGCCCAUGACAAGUGCA